This is a messenger RNA of Homo sapiens (human), 5948 nucleotides long. RefSeq names its product interleukin 12 receptor subunit beta 2 (gene IL12RB2). Gene Ontology annotation, molecular function: cytokine receptor activity; protein kinase binding; interleukin-12 receptor activity. Gene Ontology annotation, biological process: cellular response to interleukin-12; response to cytokine. Lineage: Eukaryota; Metazoa; Chordata; Mammalia; Primates; Hominidae. Gene Ontology annotation, cellular component: external side of plasma membrane; membrane; plasma membrane. The record is from RefSeq and is a predicted model, not a curated record. Bases 725 to 3313 code for a protein of 862 amino acids. The transcript has 17 exons.
UGCAGAGCACAGAGAAAGGACAUCUGCGAGGAAAGUUCCCUGAUGGCUGUCAACAAAGUGCCACGUCUCUAUGGCUGUGAACGCUGAGCACACGAUUUUAUCGCGCCUAUCAUAUCUUGGUGCAUAAACGCACCUCACCUCGGUCAACCCUUGCUCCGUCUUAUGAGACAGGCUUUAUUAUCCGCAUUUUAUAUGAGGGGAAACUGACGGUGGAGAGAGAAUUAUCUUGCUCAAGGCGACACAGCAGAGCCCACAGGUGGCAGAAUCCCACCCGAGCCCGCUUCGACCCGCGGGGUGGAAACCACGGGCGCCCGCCCGGCUGCGCUUCCAGAGCUGAACUGAGAAGCGAGUCCUCUCCGCCCUGCGGCCACCGCCCAGCCCCGACCCCCGCCCCGGCCCGAUCCUCACUCGCCGCCAGCUCCCCGCGCCCACCCCGGAGUUGGUGGCGCAGAGGCGGGAGGCGGAGGCGGGAGGGCGGGCGCUGGCACCGGGAACGCCCGAGCGCCGGCAGAGAGCGCGGAGAGCGCGACACGUGCGGCCCAGAGCACCGGGGCCACCCGGUCCCCGCAGGCCCGGGACCGCGCCCGCUGGCAGGCGACACGUGGUCACGGUGAUCCAUUUGUAAAGUCGGGAAUAAAUGACCUCUGAAGUGUUGUCUGUAUAUUGAUCUGCUACCAGUAAAACAUAUCUCUAAUACGGAGUUCUAUACCAGAGUUGAUUGUUGAUGGCACAUACUUUUAGAGGAUGCUCAUUGGCAUUUAUGUUUAUAAUCACGUGGCUGUUGAUUAAAGCAAAAAUAGAUGCGUGCAAGAGAGGCGAUGUGACUGUGAAGCCUUCCCAUGUAAUUUUACUUGGAUCCACUGUCAAUAUUACAUGCUCUUUGAAGCCCAGACAAGGCUGCUUUCACUAUUCCAGACGUAACAAGUUAAUCCUGUACAAGUUUGACAGAAGAAUCAAUUUUCACCAUGGCCACUCCCUCAAUUCUCAAGUCACAGGUCUUCCCCUUGGUACAACCUUGUUUGUCUGCAAACUGGCCUGUAUCAAUAGUGAUGAAAUUCAAAUAUGUGGAGCAGAGAUCUUCGUUGGUGUUGCUCCAGAACAGCCUCAAAAUUUAUCCUGCAUACAGAAGGGAGAACAGGGGACUGUGGCCUGCACCUGGGAAAGAGGACGAGACACCCACUUAUACACUGAGUAUACUCUACAGCUAAGUGGACCAAAAAAUUUAACCUGGCAGAAGCAAUGUAAAGACAUUUAUUGUGACUAUUUGGACUUUGGAAUCAACCUCACCCCUGAAUCACCUGAAUCCAAUUUCACAGCCAAGGUUACUGCUGUCAAUAGUCUUGGAAGCUCCUCUUCACUUCCAUCCACAUUCACAUUCUUGGACAUAGUGAGGCCUCUUCCUCCGUGGGACAUUAGAAUCAAAUUUCAAAAGGCUUCUGUGAGCAGAUGUACCCUUUAUUGGAGAGAUGAGGGACUGGUACUGCUUAAUCGACUCAGAUAUCGGCCCAGUAACAGCAGGCUCUGGAAUAUGGUUAAUGUUACAAAGGCCAAAGGAAGACAUGAUUUGCUGGAUCUGAAACCAUUUACAGAAUAUGAAUUUCAGAUUUCCUCUAAGCUACAUCUUUAUAAGGGAAGUUGGAGUGAUUGGAGUGAAUCAUUGAGAGCACAAACACCAGAAGAAGAGCCUACUGGGAUGUUAGAUGUCUGGUACAUGAAACGGCACAUUGACUACAGUAGACAACAGAUUUCUCUUUUCUGGAAGAAUCUGAGUGUCUCAGAGGCAAGAGGAAAAAUUCUCCACUAUCAGGUGACCUUGCAGGAGCUGACAGGAGGGAAAGCCAUGACACAGAACAUCACAGGACACACCUCCUGGACCACAGUCAUUCCUAGAACCGGAAAUUGGGCUGUGGCUGUGUCUGCAGCAAAUUCAAAAGGCAGUUCUCUGCCCACUCGUAUUAACAUAAUGAACCUGUGUGAGGCAGGGUUGCUGGCUCCUCGCCAGGUCUCUGCAAACUCAGAGGGCAUGGACAACAUUCUGGUGACUUGGCAGCCUCCCAGGAAAGAUCCCUCUGCUGUUCAGGAGUACGUGGUGGAAUGGAGAGAGCUCCAUCCAGGGGGUGACACACAGGUCCCUCUAAACUGGCUACGGAGUCGACCCUACAAUGUGUCUGCUCUGAUUUCAGAGAACAUAAAAUCCUACAUCUGUUAUGAAAUCCGUGUGUAUGCACUCUCAGGGGAUCAAGGAGGAUGCAGCUCCAUCCUGGGUAACUCUAAGCACAAAGCACCACUGAGUGGCCCCCACAUUAAUGCCAUCACAGAGGAAAAGGGGAGCAUUUUAAUUUCAUGGAACAGCAUUCCAGUCCAGGAGCAAAUGGGCUGCCUCCUCCAUUAUAGGAUAUACUGGAAGGAACGGGACUCCAACUCCCAGCCUCAGCUCUGUGAAAUUCCCUACAGAGUCUCCCAAAAUUCACAUCCAAUAAACAGCCUGCAGCCCCGAGUGACAUAUGUCCUGUGGAUGACAGCUCUGACAGCUGCUGGUGAAAGUUCCCACGGAAAUGAGAGGGAAUUUUGUCUGCAAGGUAAAGCCAAUUGGAUGGCGUUUGUGGCACCAAGCAUUUGCAUUGCUAUCAUCAUGGUGGGCAUUUUCUCAACGCAUUACUUCCAGCAAAAGGUGUUUGUUCUCCUAGCAGCCCUCAGACCUCAGUGGUGUAGCAGAGAAAUUCCAGAUCCAGCAAAUAGCACUUGCGCUAAGAAAUAUCCCAUUGCAGAGGAGAAGACACAGCUGCCCUUGGACAGGCUCCUGAUAGACUGGCCCACGCCUGAAGAUCCUGAACCGCUGGUCAUCAGUGAAGUCCUUCAUCAAGUGACCCCAGUUUUCAGACAUCCCCCCUGCUCCAACUGGCCACAAAGGGAAAAAGGAAUCCAAGGUCAUCAGGCCUCUGAGAAAGACAUGAUGCACAGUGCCUCAAGCCCACCACCUCCAAGAGCUCUCCAAGCUGAGAGCAGACAACUGGUGGAUCUGUACAAGGUGCUGGAGAGCAGGGGCUCCGACCCAAAGCCCGAAAACCCAGCCUGUCCCUGGACGGUGCUCCCAGCAGGUGACCUUCCCACCCAUGAUGGCUACUUACCCUCCAACAUAGAUGACCUCCCCUCACAUGAGGCACCUCUCGCUGACUCUCUGGAAGAACUGGAGCCUCAGCACAUCUCCCUUUCUGUUUUCCCCUCAAGUUCUCUUCACCCACUCACCUUCUCCUGUGGUGAUAAGCUGACUCUGGAUCAGUUAAAGAUGAGGUGUGACUCCCUCAUGCUCUGAGUGGUGAGGCUUCAAGCCUUAAAGUCAGUGUGCCCUCAACCAGCACAGCCUGCCCCAAUUCCCCCAGCCCCUGCUCCAGCAGCUGUCAUCUCUGGGUGCCACCAUCGGUCUGGCUGCAGCUAGAGGACAGGCAAGCCAGCUCUGGGGGAGUCUUAGGAACUGGGAGUUGGUCUUCACUCAGAUGCCUCAUCUUGCCUUUCCCAGGGCCUUAAAAUUACAUCCUUCACUGUGUGGACCUAGAGACUCCAACUUGAAUUCCUAGUAACUUUCUUGGUAUGCUGGCCAGAAAGGGAAAUGAGGAGGAGAGUAGAAACCACAGCUCUUAGUAGUAAUGGCAUACAGUCUAGAGGACCAUUCAUGCAAUGACUAUUUCUAAAGCACCUGCUACACAGCAGGCUGUACACAGCAGAUCAGUACUGUUCAACAGAACUUCCUGAGAUGAUGGAAAUGUUCUACCUCUGCACUCACUGUCCAGUACAUUAGACACUAGGCACAUUGGCUGUUAAUCACUUGGAAUGUGUUUAGCUUGACUGAGGAAUUAAAUUUUGAUUGUAAAUUUAAAUCGCCACACAUGGCUAGUGGCUACUGUAUUGGAGUGCACAGCUCUAGAUGGCUCCUAGAUUAUUGAGAGCCUUCAAAACAAAUCAACCUAGUUCUAUAGAUGAAGACAUAAAAGACACUGGUAAACACCAAGGUAAAAGGGCCCCCAAGGUGGUCAUGACUGGUCUCAUUUGCAGAAGUCUAAGAAUGUACCUUUUUCUGGCCGGGCGUGGUAGCUCAUGCCUGUAAUCCCAGCACUUUGGGAGGCUGAGGCAGGCGGAUCAUGAGGUCAGGAGAUCGAGACCAUUCUGGCUAACAUGGUGAAACCCCAUCUCUACUAAAAAUAUUUUUAAAAAAAAUUAACUGGGCGUGAUGGCGGGCGCCUGUAGUCCCAGCUACUCGGGAGGCUGAGGGAGGAGAAUGACAUGAACCUGGGAGGUGGGGCUUGCAGUGAGCCACUGCACUCCAGCCUGGGCAACAGAGCAAGACUCUGUCUCAAAAAAGAAAAAAAAAAAAAAGAAUGUACCUUUUUCCUAGAUUUGCUGGUUUAUUGUUUUAUUUUGGCUUCAUCCUCUUUCAGCAAAUCAAGGGCAGCUGGAUGGUGAAGACCUAUAUUGUAAACUCACCAUAGUACCAUAGUACCUUGGGCAACCCAGCCUCCCACUCUGAAUCUCGGGUGUCUUGUAAAGGGCUGGACCAAAGGCUCCCUGACCCCUUGUUUCCUCUCCUUUUUGCUGCAGCAGGCCCUGCCUUCAGGACCAGGGCUGUCUCAGGGUCUAAGACCCCAACCUCUGAGGUUGUCCUCAGAAGUGGUCUGUCCCCUGUUCCCAAAGGCACAGCUUUCAUUCCCGGAGAAGAUAUUGAGCUGGUCCUCUGCCAGCUCAAGUUGAGCCUGGAAGAUAACUCUCUUUUCCACAACAUGGACUUGGAACAUGAUCCAUGUUUUGCUCUUUAAAGCUGUGGCCCCUGGCUUGCCACCCUCCCUAGCCCAUUGCUGCCUCUGUCUCUUCACCAUAGGCACUUCUGCCAAACUAGUGGAGAAGUCUUGGUCUAAACUGCUAAUAAUGCUCUUCCCUAAAGAACAGGAUAAAAGAUCCAAAAUACUUUUUCUUAAAUUCCUGUCAAGCCUGGGGUCCACCCCGUACCCCUUCCCACAUGAACGCUGGAACUGAGAUGGCUUCCCCAUCAUCGUCUGGAUUUUCAUUUAACAAAGUACUUGUUGUAAAUGUGUACUUCUUGCCUAACGUGAGGAACUAAAAACUUGUCCAUGCAUACCCCAGUCCUGUAGAAAUAACUGUUCUCGGGCUUUAGGUUUUCCAGAUUUCCCUCAGAGCUCUAGAAACUGAGCGAUGGACAGUUGCUCUGCUUCUUCAGGUUGGAACUCUUGAUACAUCCUUGUUUCCUGAAAUUCCAAACUUAACACCUAUAGUUCUCUCAGGCUUUUUUUGAAAAGUUCCUUCGUUUCUAUUUCUAUUCCACUCUAUUUAGCUAUUAUUGUGCGGCACCCCCAAUGGUUCCUUUCCUCUCAGCAUCGCUGUAGCUUGCCUGUACCCAGGACAUGCCCUUGACUGGCACAAACCGUGACAGACAUGCCCUUGACUGGCACAAACCAUGACAGACAAGGCCACCUCCUCAGAAGCGGAACAACCUAUUAUCUUUUGGCAAUGGGAGCUAACUUCACUGUUUUCUUACAAUACCUGGUUUUUCCUAUCUUUGGUUUCCUUUUGAUUAUCUCUCAUCCAUCUCAGCCACUAUUCUCCUCCCCUCCCUUGUGUCUACAACACCCCAUUUUACCAAGUCUCCCAUUUAACCUCCCCAUCCUUUUCUUUCCCUUAAAGUCUCAUAUGAUACUGCAGUCCUCAUUUGUCUUCCCAAAAAAAAAAAAGAAUUUUUUUUUUUUUAAGGAAUCCUUCCUUGACUCCUAAAGACUCCUAAGGAUGCUGAGGCCUCCUCAGCAUGAUUUCCAUAUACUUACUUUCUCUGUUGGACUGCAGACAACUUGAAAGCAGGAACUUUGGCAGUGUUUCCCCAGCACCAGCAUCAUGCCUGGUCCAUAGUAGCUACCAAUAAAAAAGUAAGCAUCAUGAACCCAAAA